This is a messenger RNA of Arvicanthis niloticus (Nile rat), 3036 nucleotides long. RefSeq names its product centromere protein C (gene Cenpc). The record is from RefSeq and is a predicted model, not a curated record. Lineage: Eukaryota; Metazoa; Chordata; Mammalia; Rodentia; Muridae. Gene Ontology annotation, biological process: attachment of mitotic spindle microtubules to kinetochore; kinetochore assembly; spindle attachment to meiosis I kinetochore. Gene Ontology annotation, cellular component: kinetochore. Gene Ontology annotation, molecular function: centromeric DNA binding.
UUUUUUCCCUCUAGGUCGGUCCCUGCUGUUUAUUUAGGGCUGAGUCUAAAGUGCGGGUUGGCGGGUCUUGGGAAGCCUUGGUCCGCAGUCUGACACUAGCUGGGCGACUUUUAACCCUCCGGGAACCCUGGCCUGCUUGGAUUUCCCUCUCAGGCCUCCGUCGGGCCUAGUGUGCCGGAACCAUGGCCUCGUUCCAUCUGGAUCAUUUAAAGAACUACCACAGAAGGUUUUGCCGGCCUUCCAGAGCACCCAACAUUCAUACAAAGCAAGGCCAGAACAUGCUGGAAAUCUUAGAAGGUUGUUUUGAAGAACAGAAUUCAACAGAGUCAUUGACUUCUUCAACACCUAAGAAGAAAGACAAUUAUAGUCAAUCAGCAAGCGAAGAGUGCCAAGCAUCACAUUCAGAAUCAGUUCCGGUUUCUUCAAGGAGGAAAGGAGCCUCUCUGCCGGUUUCUGCAGAGCCGAGUGAGGCUGCUGCUGGAUCAGUUCAGAGUAAUGAAGUUCAUCAGAAAAGUCUGUCUACUGAUGCUGUCUCCAAAAGUACACCAAACUCAAACAAGCUGUCAAGCAAGAAAAUGGAAGGUCGCCAUGGUGCAUCUGGUGAUGACUUGUACUCAUCUGUUGGCUCCCCUGUGGUUCUUCUGGAUGCACAAGUGUCGGUGUCACAGAAAGCCGUUUCAUCUGCUGGCCAAAAGAGAGUGGCUUCUGUCUCAAGGAGUUCAAUAGAUGUGCAGUCUUCAAAUAGAGAGACUUCUUUUAAAACCAGGAAAAGGUUAAACUUUGAAGAUAAAGUUAUUUCGAACACAGCAGAAAUGGAGAACAGUGCAUUACAAGUGGAGGAUAACUUAUCCGAGGGACAAGAAGGGACAUCAUCAGAAGUCUCUCAGGAAAGAGACAGUCUGAGCUCUGAAGUUCAACCGCAAUCUAAAAAGAGUUUUGCAGAAUUGUUUUUAGAAACUGUCAAGAGGAAAAGUAAAUCCAGUUCUGUGGUUAGGCACACAGCAACAGUUCCGCCUCCUCCGUCUCUGGACCACAUGAAAUUAUUAGAAGAUGAAUUUAUUAUUGAUGGGUCAGAUAGAAGUUUUUCAGGUCAACGUUGGGUGACAAUACCAAGGAAAGGCAGACAUCUGAGCCACCACAUGCCAUCUCCUGAAAACAUUGCAAUACCUCAAGGUAAGAAGUCAAGAGAGAAACCUCCUAGUUUAUCCUCCAUGACUGUGAUAAAUAACACACCAUCUGAUAAGGCUCUCCCAAUAGAAGAAGCUCAGCUCUCUGUUGAAGAAAACCUGGGAACUACUUGGACAAAUGAGUUGGAAAACAAGUGUGGUUCUUCAGACAAUGGAAUGCACUCUGAGAAUGCCAACAAACCAUCCACCAGGAAAAGAACUGUGAAACGGAAGCUUAAUGUAGCUGAGGAGCUCAGCAUGGGGCAUUGCAAAAGUAAAACUAGGAAUAUGUCAAAAAGUAGCCAAGACAAGUUACAAAUAAAUUCAGAAAGAAAUAUGGAAGACUGUGAAGAGGUGAGGAAUGAGCCUAUUUCCAAGAAACACACACCUGCUCUUGAAAAUAAGAAAAAAAAGAAUACCACCCAAACAGAUAAGGAAAAAUCUGGAAAGAAAUGUUUUUCUAGUGGGUCCAAGAACAAAUUUGUUUCCAAAGAAGUAACUUUGACUUCCAGGAAAAGUUGUAGAGUUUCUCAGCAUCCAUCUGACUGGUGGAUGGUAAAACCAAAUGAAAGUUCUGUUGAUGGAAAUUCUUCAAAAGAAAAUGAAUCAGCAGUGGUAUAUCCCAAUAGAAAAAAACAGACUAAGAGAAAUCAUGUAUCUGAGAAUACUAGGAAGAAACCAUUUCCAUCAAAAAGGCAGAAGACAGAGACCAGCUCAAAAGUACAGAAGUCUUUAAAUGUAAAGGGUUCUGGAGGAAGUGUUAGUGGCCAUGAUGACAUUUCUAGUUCCCAGAGGAAGCCAUUGAAAAGCAUUGAGGCAGACCCAACUCAGAAAAGCCUUGAUAUUUCUAGAUCUACAAGAAGCUCUAAGUAUCAAAACAGUGCUGUGACAUCACAGAAUGCUCAUUUAAAGUCUCAUAGUGAGGAAUAUACAAGCAAGACACCAAUAGAGUCUACUUCAGAUUCAGAAGUGCCUGAACAUUCAGUGUGGGAAGAAAGUGGACCUUCCAGGUUCAAGAAUUAUGAAAUGCCUAGAAGCAAUAAUUCUGAAAUGGGUGAAAAAAAGGACCAGAAAAGUUUGGGUUUGAAAAAAAGAGGUUCUAAUAUGGUACCAGAUAGGAAUUUACAUCACAAAUUAGUACUGCCCUCCAGUUCACCAAAUGUUCGUAGAUCUAAUAGAAUACGUUUGAAACCUCUGGAAUAUUGGCGAGGGGAACGAAUAGAUUAUCAAGAAAGUUCAUCGGGACGACUUGUGCUUGAAAUAGUAUCUCCAACUUCAGAAUCACCCAAAGUAAAGGCAAAAAGAAACCUGGGCAAAGUCAACAAGAAAGUUAACAAGAAACGGACCCAUCUUGAUAAUGAUAAAAAGAAUAAGAUACAGUUGAGUCUGGAUAUACCUUUGGGAGAUCCGUUUCAGGCAACAUUGGCAAAGGACCCAAAAACAAGAGAGAUUGUCCCCAUGGGGAUUAGGCUUCUUGUCUUUGCUUUAUUAUUCCAGUUGAAAACCUGUUUUGCCAGAAAACGUGUUUUUUAUGUUAACUUUGGUGACCUUUUAUGUACAUUACAUGAAACACCUUAUAUGAUUACCACUGGGGAUUCAUUCUAUGUUCCUUCAGGUAAUCAUUACAACAUUAAAAACUCUUGAAUGUGGAAAGUUGUCUUCUUUUUACUCAAAUAAAAGGUGAAUAAAUGUGUAUGUAUAUAAAAUUGGUUGUUUUAUAUAUACAUUUUUGUAACUGAUUAGUUAAAGUAAAAUUUGCUGUCUAGUUUUGCAUUAAUCAUUUCAUACUCCUUGUUAAAUAUUUCAUAAUCUUGUAAUGUAUCUUUUGAUUUUUUUUCUUGAGUGUAAAUAGUAUGUUUCGUGAUGACCA